CUCAAAAAAGAAGCAUCGCCCGGUCCAGAUCAAAGAAAGAGAGAGGGCUCCAUUCAUGGCGGUUAUCGUAGUCCUCCGCCGCGAGCGUCUCCGAGUCAGCACGGAGGGGGAGGGGGCGUGUAAAGGAUAAAGGCGAUAGAAUCCGACACGGGGCUUUAGAUGCUCUCCUACCUUUUGCUCCCUGUCCCUUUUCGCCCUCUCCGUGAUAUCUCGUCCAUCCAUUCGCUGCGCCCCUUCUACACCAGAAGACCGCAUCUAGCUUCCAUCUCACGCUACUGCUCACUUCUAGUCCCUUAGUUUCACCCGAUGACUAUUUAAGCCUCUCCAUUUUGUUUAGAUUAUUCUUCCUUUUUUAUCUAAAGAAAUUUUGGGGCGGUGGUGGGGAUGUCGCCUGGGGGCGCCGGCGGAGGCGGACGAACGAUGACGUGGCAUGAGGAGAUUGCGAGCCUGGUGGACGACACCGGGACCCAGUACCCCGCCGGCGUGGAAGCGCCGGCGCCGGCGGCGGCGCCUGCGGAGGGGGAGGCGGGGGAUCCGAGAGGAAGGAUAUUCGGGGAAGGGUACUACGGGUACGAGGAUGGGGUGGCACCGGUGGAGGAGAGCUUAAAGGAUCAGGUGAAGGGUUUCUUGGUGGCGACGGCGGAGAUGCUUCAAGAGUUGGGGCGAGGGUGCCGGGAUAUAGUGCAGCAGAGCCUGGAGGGGGCGGAGGACACCUACGUCGUCAAGAAGCUCCGGGGGCCGCUGGCCGUAGUGUCGAGCCGGCUCAGUUUCUUGAACGACUACCUGCCGGAGGAUCGCGAUCCAAUGCAUGCUUGGCCGGUCGUCAUCUGCGUGUUCCUUCUGGCGCUUAUAGCAUUGAACGUAAAUAGUGGAAAUGAAACUUCAGUUCAACAACCAAGGCAACUGUAUAUAGGCCCCCCAAAUGCAAGUCGAAUCCAACUUCCUGAUGGAAGGCAUACGGCAUAUCAGGAACAAGGAGUUCAAGCUGAAAGAGCUAGAUUUUCUUUGAUAGCUCCUCAUUCCUUUCUUUCAUCUCGACUGGCAGGACUCCCUGGCCUUAAAGCAUCACUCCUGGAUGAGUUUGGAGUUCGGUUUAUUGCAUAUGACCUCCCAGGUUUUGGUGAAAGUGAUCCUCACCCAAGCAGAAAUCUUAAUUCAUCAGCUCUGGAUAUGCUUCAUUUAGCAAAUGCUCUGGGAGUUACAGACAAGUUCUGGGUGAUGGGCUACUCGGCUGGAAGCAUACACGCAUGGGCAGCUGUUCGCUAUAUUCCUGACAGACUCGCAGGGGUAGCUAUGUUUGCUCCAAUGGUUAAUCCAUAUGACUCCAGCAUGACCAAGGAAGAGCAAGGUAAAACCUGGGAAAAAUGGACAACAAAAAGGAAACUGAUGUAUGUUUUAGCUCGAAGAUUUCCUUCUCUUCUUCCACAUUUUUAUCGCAGAAGCUUUCUAUCUGGAAAACAAGGGAAGCUUGAAAAGUGGUUAUCGUUGUCAUUGGGGAAGAAGGAUAAAUCUUUAUUGGAAGAACCAAAUUUUAAUGAAUUCUGGGAGAAGGACGUGGCAGAAUCAGUUCGUCAGGGGGACUCUAAGCCAUUUGUGGAGGAAGCUGUGCUGCAAGUGUCAGACUGGGGUUUCAACCUGGCUGAUCUUCAGGUGCAGAAGCAGCAUCGUGGUAAAGGCCUUCUUCAAUGGCUCAAGUCCAUGUACAGUCCAGCUGAGCGUCAGUGGACAGGCUUUCUUGGUCCGAUACACAUUUGGCAGGAAUCAUAUUUUUCUCCCCAAGAAGUUCGCUUUCUUUUCUAUCCUCAAACAUGGGGUUGCAGUUGACAACUAAUAGAUAAUUUGAGCUCAUGGGUAUGGAUGAUCGGGUAAUGCCACCAUCGAUGACUGAAUUUGUACGACGAGUAGUUCCAGGAGCCACUGUGCAUAGACUGCUAGGUGAAGGCCAUUUCUCAUAUUUCUGUUUCUGUGAUGAGUGCCAUAGACACAUAUUUUCUACCCUAUUUGGCAUUCCUCAAGGUCCUCUCAGCAGCUCUAUGGAGGAGGAUCGGCCGCCACCUGAAGAAAUCUGUAAAGAAACAGCAUUGCAUAACUGUACUGAACAAGAAUGAAAGAAAAUCUUUCUUCUUGAUAGUUAAAUUCAAACUUUUGGGUGGGAAAUUUGUAGAUACAUAGUAUAUUUCUUUUCAAUCUAAUUUUUAGAGCAAAAUAGCCCUAUAUUUCUCAUUAGCGAUUGAAAUGAGAUAUGGUGGGGGUUGGAUGGUGCCUGGGGUUAGAAUUUUUCCAAUCUUUGUUAUGUAAUAUGACCUUAGAAAAUUUUGUAAUCACUGAGUUGCCAUGUCAAGAUAUGGAAAAGCUAUCAAGGGGUUUUAUUUU
Elaeis guineensis (African oil palm) is the source of this 2373-nucleotide messenger RNA. RefSeq lists its product as uncharacterized. The record is from RefSeq and is a predicted model, not a curated record. Lineage: Eukaryota; Viridiplantae; Streptophyta; Magnoliopsida; Arecales; Arecaceae.